Drosophila bipectinata is the source of this 883-nucleotide messenger RNA. The record is from RefSeq and is a predicted model, not a curated record. NCBI's taxonomy places the organism in Eukaryota, Metazoa, Arthropoda, Insecta, Diptera, Drosophilidae.
CACCGAUACCGGAAUUAAUAGCAAAGACUGAUAUUGGGUACGCAUCGGGGAAUACUCUAUUGAAUACUCUGAUAUGGUUUCGAUCAGGAGUCUAGCCCUAGUUUUCAAUAUACUGAGCGUGUUUCUGGCUGUUGCUGUAAUUGUAAUUAAUGUAACUGAUCUACCGGAAACUAGCAAAGAAGAAAAACCAUUUAGUUAUGGAUUUUUGGUCUUGGGAGGGGCAACAAUCCUAGUUUGCCUCGUCGGCUUUGUCGGUGCUCUGAAGGGCCACAUUUGCACCACUUGGGUGUAUGCCAUUAGUCAGUUGGUCCUUUUGAUUGCAAUGAUCGCCUUGAUGACUGUCUCCAAAAUGCAUCAUGAGAAGAAAACACCUCCCGAAGAAAUUCUAAAAUUAGCUUUUGAACAGCAGAAGAAUGGAAAAGAUGCGAUGGUCGAAUACCAAGAAAAAUAUCAAUGCUGCGGUAUUAAUGGUUAUGGAGAUUAUAUAGGAAUGGUACUUCCAAAAAGCUGCAGAGGUGAAAAUAAUGAGGAUCACCCUGGUUGUUUAGGAAAAAUGAAGUCCGAGGUUGAGGAUAAUCUAUCGGCGCCCCAGUUUGUUGGUUGGGCUCUGAUGGUUGUUCAGAUGGCUUCUUUUGUCUGGUCCACGAUUCUGGGGGUAAGGUUAAAUAACAAAGCUCGCCGCGCCCAAUAUUAACGCUUGAAGAGAUUUUACAUGUUAGUUGGCAUUUCGCUGAUUGUAGUCAGUGUUAUCGGCGUUACAGAUGACUUUUACAAUGGACGAUCCUUAUACUCCUGUGUUAUCGCCAUUGGAGCAGUUUCUAUUUUAAUAUCGAUUGUAGGAUUCUAUGGCGCCAUUAAGGAAAACUUUCGCAUUACCCUGGCG